GUUAAAACAAAUAAUGUCAUUGUCAAAUGUCAAAAUUAUUUACUUUUGCUUUAAAUAGUUUUCAACACACUAAAGUAUAAAAGUUUAUUUAUUUUGAUGAAUAAAAUGUGUUUAUUAAAGUAUGCAUAAUAAAUUACGAUGAUCAAUUACGACGUUAAGUUUCUUACAUGUGACGAAGCUUUACACUUAAAAAGCAGUGACUUCAAAAGUUUUAAAUAUGAAACAAAGAAAAGAGUUGAUGAAUCAGUCUAUGAUUCUGGAAAAAGAAGUUACUGCGAGCGGCGAGGUGGUCUCUGGCGGGCCUCCCAUCCCCGCCAAGUACGUCAGCUGGAGUCUAAACUGAAGGAUAAAAGCAUAAUCACCUGUGAAUGGACCACAGAAAACUUAAUAACCAUAGUAUUCUCAUCCGGAGUCAUAGCCUACCUCACAGUUAAAGAAAACUCCUUGGAUGUUACUCAAAUACUCUUUGAUAAAUAUUUUGUCGGGAAACUUUCUGGUCAAGCUAUUACUAAUGCUGCUAUAUGUAAAUCACACAUAUUGCUUACACACAAUGACCGGACAGCUACUCUAGUAACCUUUGGAAAAACUAAUAUUAGUCUUCCAUGUCGCAUCGCUGACAGAGAUCCACAUUUACAGAGCAUAGAGUUAGGUGGCAGCAAUAGACGGACAGAGAGGCAUAUAUCUACAAAAGAGGGUAGUAAUGGAGCAAGAGUGUUGGUGUGGAGUGUCACUGUAGCUGAGCCGGCACCAUGGAGCCCUGUGCUAGAGGACCAUGCUAAUCUCCAUCUGUACACUGUUAAUGGACACCACAUCAAUUUAACAGCAUAUCAUCAACUUGAAAACGAGACCUUAUCUGCAGAACUUUCUAACAAUGGUGACAACACUGUUCACAUUGUGGAACAAGUCACAUGCCAUAAGAACGGUGUGAAUUUAGAGUGGUUACGGUACGACGUGAGUACGGAGGAGCGGCUGAGCAAGCUGUCCACGUGCGCGGGCAGGGCGACGCGCGUGUCGGUGUCGUCGCCGGCGCGGCUGGCGCGGCGCUCGCGCUGCGACUCGCGCCUGCUGCUCGCCUGCAUCGACGGCUCGCUGCACGUCGUGCACUGUCUGGCCGGACUCACGCACACCACCAGGGCGGGCUUUAUAGCGACAGAUGUGCGUUGGGCCGACGAGCUUAUCAUUGCGGCGGAAGAAGGAGGUAGAUUGCAGUGCUUUGAUCGCGCGCUAGCUCUCCUGCACCAUCACUCCAAAUGCUUAGAUCUGACUUCAUAUCUACGAGAUACUCGGCGGAUGCAACUGCUUGCGACGAAAAAUUCAAAAGGCGGGCCGAUUAUAUUGACAUUAUUUUCUGGAGGACCACUCGCACUUCUACAUAUCACACACCCGCGGUUAUUAGUGGCUUGGUUGCGUGCCAAGAGGUCGUCUGACGCGGUGGAGUUACUACGAGCUAUGGACUGGGAUCUAGAAGGCACUGAAUGUCUAUGGGCGGUCAAUAAAAUUGUAUGUACAGCAUUACGGAGUAAAGCAGCGGCCCGCAGCGAGGAGUCGCUAGCGCAGGGCGCGCUGGGCGCGUUCCUGGCGCCCGCCGCGCCGCUCGCCGCGCGCGCCAUGAGGUACGCGCCGCCCAUACACGACCUCGCCAGGAAGUUCUUCCAUCAUCUGCUCAGACGCGGGCGCGUGGAGAAGGCGCUGAGCCUGGCGGUGUCGCUGCGCGCGGCGGACGCGUGCCUGGACGCGCGCUGGGCGGCGCGGCGCCGCGCGCUGGCCGCGCUCGAGGCGGAGGCCGCGGCGCUGGCCGCGCGCUACCGCCCUCGCACCCAAUCAGAUUGUUCAGAAACCUGUUCGAGCUGCAGUUCUCAUUCGUACACCGGCUCCGAAGAGGAAGAAGCAAGCGAAACAUCUGAGCUCGUCAAAACUAAACCACCGCCGCUACCACGCGUCUCACUACCGAAUCAGCCCACACUCAUGCAAGUCCCCAUCACACAAACCGAACCUAUUUCCACCAACAGCAUACGACCGAACUUACACCAGUACCUAGAAAGAGACAACACGAUAUGGACCACUGAUGUGCGCGACGACACCUACUCGAGAAACGACUGUUACGAACGCGAUUAUUCCAAACCCAUACGGAACGCCCAAAAUGUACGAUGGCACAGUAUGGACAUGCUCUCUAACUACAACCCGCCGAAACACAAGCUACUCACCAUAAGUGAGGCACCCGUCAAGUCCACGCACAAUCUCGUUGACAUCAUCCCACGGCAACAUGAAGACAGACUGAAUUCCAAUCAUUAUAAACACUUGUAUCAAACGGAACUGAGAGAGGAAACUCCUAACAUGCUAUAUCGUUACCAAAGCAACAAUAAUUAUCACCCAAACACGAGUAUAAAGGAUAGAAGUUAUAGGAUUGAUAAUGAAGCAGCAGAGAAACAAGGGAAUCGUUCUGGUGAAAAGAAUAAAGUGAAGUUCUCUGAUACAGUUACCAUCGCCGUUGUUACGGAGGCUCGCGUGUCCCCGGAGCCGGCGCGCGAGCUGGCCGCCAGCCUGCCGCUGUCCGCGCCGCACAACUACCUGGCGGCCUUCGCCCCGCACAGCGCGCACGCGGCUCACGGCCCACACGCGGCUCACGGCCCGCACAUGGCUCACGGCCCACACGCGGCUCACGGCCCGCACAUGGCUCACGGCCCACACGCGGCCCACAGCCCGCACUCGGCUCACGGGUCGCUCGCAGCGGCCGCGCCGCCCGCUGAAAACGCAACGCAAAAGCCGCCGAAAAUCAAAGUUGUUCAUUUCGGCAUGGUAUAAAGUGACUGCCAUUUUCUUACAACAUUGUGCAAUUUUAGUGAUUUUAUUCCGUCCAGUUUUAGUUGUAAGAUUAGUAUUUAAGAAUCGCACAAAAUUAUAAUUAUUAUAAUAAGCUUACCGGCAAACGAUUGUACAUGUACACUGAUUAAAAAACAAAAUGAUGCUAAUGUAUUAGUGUACGACUAACCAAAUUUAAGUGGGUAUCUUAGACAACUGUUUUUCUUUUUGCUAAGAUAUAAGUACGAUCAUUUUUGAUAUUGAAGAGGCUUAUUUAUGCAAAUUUCCUCCGCGAAGAACCUCAAAUACGUUUAUUGUCUUAAAUAAAAACUUUCACGUGUUAGAGCGUAAUCAUUUGAAGAAAUCUAUGUAACUUAAUAUAAGCUUAGUUAUUUCAUUAAGGAUAUGUACAUUAAUUAUUACAUUUUAUUUUUAUGGUUGUGACUUUUGAGUGACAUUUCAUAUUUGUAAGAAGUUAAAAUUGUUGAUGCAUUUAUUUUACACAAAGUAAACUCGUAUUAUUCAUCUA
Molecule: messenger RNA, 3328 nt
Organism: Trichoplusia ni (cabbage looper)
Lineage: Eukaryota; Metazoa; Arthropoda; Insecta; Lepidoptera; Noctuidae
Gene: frtz
Product: WD repeat-containing and planar cell polarity effector protein fritz
Exons: 14
Coding region: 139-2802 (887 amino acids)
Biological process (GO): nervous system development; cilium organization; establishment of protein localization
Cellular component (GO): axonemal basal plate
Source: RefSeq, a predicted model, not a curated record